Molecule: messenger RNA, 422 nt
Organism: Acipenser ruthenus (sterlet)
Lineage: Eukaryota; Metazoa; Chordata; Actinopteri; Acipenseriformes; Acipenseridae
Product: citramalyl-CoA lyase, mitochondrial-like
Exons: 3
Coding region: 141-371 (76 amino acids)
Biological process (GO): regulation of cobalamin catabolic process
Molecular function (GO): (S)-citramalyl-CoA lyase activity
Source: RefSeq, a predicted model, not a curated record
AAGAAGCUCAUGAGCUGCUGUAUGCUAGACAAAAAGUUGUUGUCACAGCCAAAGCCUUUGGCCUCUAAGCCAUAUACCUUGUUUACAUCGACUUCCAGGAUGAGGAGGGUCUUCGCAGGCAGUCGAGGGAGGGCGCCCUCAUGGGUUUUACAGGUAAACAGGUUAUUCAUCCCAACCAAAUCAGGAUUGUGCAAGAAUAUUUUCCAAGCCCAGAGAAGGUGAAAUGGGCUCAAGAUCUGAUCUCUGCUUUUGAUGAACAUCAGAAAUUAGGAAAGGGUGCAUUUAGUUUUCAUGGAAGAAUGAUCGACAUGCCUUCACUAAAGCAGGCACAAAACAUUGUUACCCUCGCCGCAGCAAUCCAAGACAAAUGAUCCGCAGAGGAUGUGCUCAUCCCAAAAAUACUGUAAACGCCAACAUCUUUG